AGUCACUGCCCCGAGUUAAGAUGGCGGUAUCGAUGGCAGCUGCCGCCGGGCGACUGAGGCGGGCCAUUCGAAGGUCGCCCCUGUGGGGGGGCCCCAGCCGUCGGCCGCUCUCAUCCGAGCCUCCUGCAGCCCAGGCCAGGGCCGUGCGGGACGCCUUCCUGAACUUCUUUCGGGACCGCCAUGGCCACCGGCUGGUGCCGUCCGCUUCCGUGCGGCCCCGCGGCGACCCCAGCUUGCUUUUCGUCAAUGCGGGCAUGAACCAGUUCAAGCCAAUUUUCCUGGGCACUGUGAAUCCACGAAGCGAGAUGGCAGGCUUCCGACGUGUGGCCAACAGCCAGAAAUGUGUGAGGGCUGGAGGACGCCACAGCGACCUGGAGGAUGUGGGCCGAGACCUUUCCCAUCAUACCUUCUUCGAGAUGCUCGGCAAUUGGGCUUUUGGGGGUGAAUAUUUUAAGGAGGAGGCUUGCAGCAUGGCCUGGGAACUGCUGACUCAGGUCUAUGGGAUUCCUGAGGACAGGCUCUGGGUCUCCUACUUUGGUGGUGACCCCAAGGCAGGGUUGGACCCAGACCUGGAGAGCAGGGACAUCUGGCUCAGCUUAGGGGUACGUGACAGCCAUGUGCUUUCCUUUGGACCAGAAGAGAACUUCUGGGAGAUGGGGGACACUGGCCCUUGUGGGCCCUGUACCGAGAUCCACUAUGACCUCGCUGGUAGGGUGGGAGCCCCUCAGCUGGUGGAGCUUUGGAAUCUGGUCUUCAUUCAACACAACAGAGAGGCAGAUGGAAGCCUGCAGCCCCUGCCCCAGCGGCACGUGGACACAGGAAUGGGCCUGGAAAGGCUCGUGGCUGUGCUGCAAGGCACACGCUCCACCUACGACACUGACCUCUUUUCCCCGCUGCUCAAGGCCAUACACCAGGGUUGCAGGGCACCCCCUUACUUGGGCCGGGUAGGGGCAGCGGACGAGGGGCGCACAGACAUGGCAUACCGCGUGGUGGCCGAUCACAUCCGCACGCUCAGUGUCUGCAUCGCUGAUGGCGUCUACCCUGGAAUGUCGGGCGCCCCGCUGGUUCUUCGUCGGAUCCUGCGUCGAGCUGUGCGGUUCUCUACGGAGGUGUUGCGGGCACCGCCUGGCUUCCUAGGCAGCCUGGUGCCUGUAGUGGUGGAGACACUGGGGGACGCGUAUCCAGAACUACAGAAGAACUCAGCCCAGAUAGCCCACCUGGUAUCAGAGGACGAGGCAGCCUUCCUGGCCUCCCUGCAGCGGGGGCGGCAGAUCAUCGAUCGGACCCUGAGGCGCCUGGGGCCUUCUGAAUUGUUCCCUGCUGAAGUGGCCUGGUCCUUAUCACUGGCUGGGAACCUGGGGCUCCCCCUGGACCUGUUGGAGUUGAUGCUGGAGGAGAAAGGGGUACAGCUGGACUCGGCUGGGCUGGCGCGGCUGGCUCAGGAGGAGGCCCAGCACAGGUCACAGCAGUCCGAGCCUGUUCAGGAGCAGGGACUGCAGCUGAAUGUCCAUGCACUGGGGGAGCUGCAGCGCCGAGGGGUACCCCCCACUGACGACAGUCCCAAGUACAACUACUCCCUGCGACCCAGCGGGGGUUAUGAGUUCAGCGCCUGUGAGGCCCAGGUGCUCCAGCUGUAUACAGAGGACGGGACAGCCGUGGCCUCCGUGGGGAAAGGCCAGCGCUGUGGCCUCCUCUUAGACAAAACCAACUUCUAUGCUGAACAGGGGGGUCAGGCUUCAGACCGAGGCUACCUGGUGCGGGUGGGCCAGGAGGAUGUGCUGUUCCCAGUGGCCCAGGCCCAGGUCUGUGGAGGCUUCAUCCUACAUGAGGCUGUGGCCCCUGAGGGUCUGAAGGUGGGGGACCAGGUACAGCUACACGUGGAUGAGGCCUGGCGUCUACGCUGCAUGGAGAAGCACACGGCCACCCACCUGCUCAGCUGGGCGCUGCGGCAGACCCUGGGCCCUCACACGGAGCAGCGAGGUUCCCACCUCAGUCCCGAGCGCCUGCGCUUUGACGUGGCCACCCAGGCUCCACUGACCCCAGAGCAGCUCCGGGCAGUGGAGGGCACUGUGCAAGAUGCCGUGGGGCAGGACGAGCCAGUGUACAUGGAGGACGUGGCCCUGGCACUCACUGCCCAUGUCCCUGGCCUGCGCUCUUUGGAUGAGGUAUACCCAGACCCUGUGCGGGUGGUGUCAGUGGGGGUGCCUGUAGCCCGUGCGCUGGACCCAGCCUCCCAGGCUGCCCUGCGGACCUCUGUGGAGCUGUGCUGUGGGACGCAUCUGCUGCGCACGGGCGCUGUCGGGGACCUGGUCAUCGUUGGGGAGCGCCAGCUCACCAAGGGCACCACCCGCCUGCUGGCUGUCACUGGGGAGCAGGCCCAGCAGGCCCGAGAGGUGGGCCAGAACCUGGCCCAGGAGGUCGAAGCGGCCACAGAGCGGCUGAGUCGGGGCAGCCAGGAUGUGGCGGCGGCUCAGAGACUCUCCAAGGACGUGGGACGGCUUACUGAUGCCGUGGACACAGCCCUGAUGCCCCAGUGGCAGCGGCGGGAACUGCAGGCCGCCCUGAAGGCUCUGCAGCGGCGCGCCAACGCGGCCAUCCGGAAGCUGGAGCUGGGACAGGCUGCACAGAAAACCCAGGAGCUGCUGCAGCGGCACUCACAGGGGCCCCUGAUCGUGGACACGGUUGCCGCCGAGUCCCUCUCGGUGCUGGUGAAGGUGGUGCGGCAGCUGUGUGAGCGGGCGCCCGGCACCUCCGUGCUGCUCCUCAGCCCCCAGCCGCGGGGGCAUGUGCUGUGUGCCUGUCAGGUGGCCCAGAGUGCCACGCCAGCCUUCACAGCGGAGGCCUGGGCACUGGCGGUAUGCAGCCCCAUGGGGGGCAAGGCCUGGGGCUCUCGAGUGGUGGCCCAGGGCACCGGAACCACUGCUGACCUGGGAGCUGCCCUCAGUACAGCACGAGCCUAUGCCCUCGACCAACUCUGACCCGGCUCACCCAGGGACUCGCCUAGACUAAACAGACAGCAGACGGGCCCGUGCCAGGAACCCUGGAGGAGCCAGCAGAACCUCCCUGGAGGCUGAAGCAAGGGACUGAAGGCCGGAGGCCAAGCAGCUAAGCCUAGGGGGGCCACCUUGGGCCAGGCCCCGUGCGGACACAAGGAGAUGGGGCUGUAGAAGGCAGAAGUGGACCCAGAGACGUUACCCCCCUCCACUGGAUGAACAUGGAGCCACGGACUGUCUUGGCUGUGAUUGCUCACUAAGAAGUAUUUCACCAGGUGGCUUCUGGGGGGCUCAGUCAAGGUUAAGCAUCUGCCUUCGGCUCAGGUCAUGAUCCCAGGGUCCCGGGAUCGAGCCCUGCAUCGGACUCCCCGCUCAGCAAGGAGCCUGCUUCUGCGUCUCCCCCUGCUUGUGUUCUCUCUCUGUGUCAAAUAAAUAACAUCUUUAAAAAGAGAAAAAAGUAUUUUCACCAAGGCGAGCAAGCUCCAAAAACUCUUUUGCUUAAAAACAAGAGCAGCUUUCCCCACCCAGCAUCCACAUCAGAGCUGUCGUCCUCUCCCCUGGUGCUCAGCAGGGCUUCCAUGCCAGCCCGUUCUGGGCACCCACAAGGGUCUCCCUGGCCACCGAGACCCACGCCUGCCCUCUGAACACCAUGACAGCAGGACAGAUCCUCUCUGGUGCCUCUUGCUUCCUUAACAGUGACGUCGCAUUUUCAGAAAGGCCCUGUCGCCAAAAUGAGCCACAGGUACUGGUCAGUUCCUGAGAAUGUGGCCAGAACCAAAGGCCUAAAACUUGCUGCACUUACGGGCUUGCUGCUAGUGGGGAAAUAAGCAAUAAAGAGAAGGAAGCGGAGGUAAGGCAGCAAUGAGGUCUGCAGAGAAAGUGGGACAGGGGUCAGGAGGGUGGGUGACUGUUGUUUCCCUGGGAGGUGGCAUCUGAGGGGAAGGUGUGAGCCACGAGGGUAUCUGAGGGAGGGGUGUCCCAGACUCAGGGCACAGCCAGUGCAGGGGCCCUGCGGGGGAGGUGAGCCGGCACAGUGAGCUGGGAGCGUGGCAGGUGACGGGGUCUGGAGAGCACAGGGGCGGAAGCCACCUGACUAAGACAAGUUGCACAGCACCUGCCCCAAACCUGGGCUGAAGCCGAAGCUGAGAAGUGGCUCAGAGCGGGAGGAAGCCCUCCUUCCCUACAGAAUGAAUGUGCUCAGCACCCAGCCAGACUCGGGAGCCCCACCUCUGUUCCCAGAUCUCUGUUGCUAGAGGAGGGAAAGGACCUCAGGGGACCCAUCUCCAAGUCAAAGGCUCCCUGCUGACCAAGUUCUGGGGCCUUGUAGUUAAAACUGUAAGCACAGAGCAUGGCUUCUGGCAUGAUUUCUCAUUCUAAUUGCAACGGUGAAAGGGCUCGUAAGGGACCAGUCCCUGCCGGGAUGGGAUGCUGGGGAUUCUGCCGGGAUGCUGGACUGCUUGCUCAGCCCUAUGGGCUUGCAGAGCUGUACUUCCAGACCUCGGCACCUGCCACAGUAGCCACAUCUCAGCGGUGCUCACUGGAAGACCAGCUGUUUACCGUGGACGCCGGGGGGAGGAGUUGUGGCGCCCGUUUUAUGAUGAGUUAUCUGAGCUUCUAAGAUGUUAACCUACCCAUGGUAACAUAUUAGUAAUUGGGAGAGCUGAAAGUAAAGCCUCCCCCACCCCAGGAUCCUGUAAGUCUACUUUAACAUAUAAAAAUUCCUUUGGAAAUUUCCUUUAUCUCCAAACCCCCCCAAGAUAUGUGU
This is a messenger RNA of Ailuropoda melanoleuca (giant panda), 4758 nucleotides long. It is a transcript of the gene AARS2, whose product is annotated as alanyl-tRNA synthetase 2, mitochondrial. The transcript is spliced from 22 exons. Lineage: Eukaryota; Metazoa; Chordata; Mammalia; Carnivora; Ursidae. Gene Ontology annotation, cellular component: cytoplasm; mitochondrion. Gene Ontology annotation, molecular function: alanine-tRNA ligase activity; aminoacyl-tRNA deacylase activity; nucleic acid binding. The record is from RefSeq and is a predicted model, not a curated record. Gene Ontology annotation, biological process: alanyl-tRNA aminoacylation. The coding region runs from base 21 to 2978 and encodes 985 amino acids.